AUGAAGGCCCCAGCCUCAAAGGGCACACCCACAUUUAUCAUUGAAGCAAUUAACAAUCAUAAGAUCAUCAACAAACAGAUAGGUAUGACAAAGAAAGAUAAGAGACAAGAUAGGAAUAAUAAGAAGAAUAAGUUGAUCAGUACUCAACAUCCUAAUCAGGAUGUGAAUGAUGUGAUUGGCGGUGGAGCAGGAGCAGGUGGAUGGAAUAUGAAGACAAGCUCAAUGGCUGACAAGGCUGAUAGACAUCAAUGUUAUGAGACAGCUGUGCAAAGUCCAAAGGCAGACAUUGGCUUUUGCAACAAGGUGUUCCAUCUGUACCGUCAUCGCAAAGCCAUCCACUUCAAAGAGGACUUCUCUGGCACGGGCAUCCUGGCCACUGAGUGGGUCAAGUCAGACCCGGAGCGAACCGCCCUCUGUGUGGACCUUGACGAUGCCACCCUACAAUGGGGCAUGCAGCACCAUGUCAAAGAGGCCGGCGCUGCUGGUGAGCGCGUCACAAUGAAAUGCGCCAAUGUGCUUGAUGUCAAAGACCCCAAGGUGGACCUGAUCGCUUCAUUCAACUACAGUAUCUGUCUUUUCCAUCAACGCUCACUCAUGCUACGAUACUUCCAAGCGGCGUAUGAGAGCCUUGUCGAUGAUGGCGUGCUCGUCUGCGAUCUGUUUGGUGGCUACCAGGCCACGUACACGCCCACCGUGCAGCAUCGUCGCUUUGACGACUUUGUCUACACAUGGUCCAAGGAGCACUACAAUGGACUGACCAAUGAGAUCAUGUGCAGUAUCUCAUUCUCAUUUGCUGACAAGUCGUCACUGAAGCGUUCCUUUGUCUAUGACUUCCGAUUGUGGACCGUUGCCGAGUUCAAGGAGGCAAUGCUGGAAGCUGGAUUCAAGGAUAUUCGUGUAUGGUGGCGUAACGAACGCAAGGUCAACCAACCCAGUCAAGAUGAUAGCAUCAAUACUAGUGACACUAGAUCAAACAAAAAGAGUGCUACAAAGGUUGAUGAUGAUGAUCAGGCUGAUGAUGUGGAUGUGGAAGUGGAUGAGGCAGAGGAGGAAGUUGUAGAUGAGAACAAGUUGAGAUAUAAGGAGAAGAAACAGAUGAAGCAACAGAGAAAGGGAGCCCUGGAACAGAUGGAGGAGUUGGAGAUCAAUCAAGCCAAACAGCAAGAGGCGUUACUGGAGCAUCUUGGUACCUCUAGUGAUUAUAUUGAGGUAGACUCUAUCCCACAGACUGCUUCAUGGAAUGUUUAUGUCGUAGCGCUGAGGUGA
Molecule: messenger RNA, 1266 nt
Organism: Acytostelium subglobosum LB1
Lineage: Eukaryota; Evosea; Eumycetozoa; Acytosteliales; Acytosteliaceae
Exons: 1
Coding region: 1-1266 (421 amino acids)
Source: RefSeq, a predicted model, not a curated record